AUUUCUUAUCUGUUUUUUAUCCGACUUCGAAAAGGAAUAUUCAAUUCGAUCAGUAUAUGUAUAUAUUUUUUUUCUAACAAACCUCUGCGUAUUUAUCCAAUAAAUAAUGUGGAAUCUGACGGUACCAAUUGUCGAUCGUAGGUGGCGAUACUGUACCGUAUUUUCACGUGUAUCGCAUAUUGCAUCAAAGAGGUUAGGUUCGUUGCGAUUUGCACGGUGUGUGUGUUGUGUACCUUAAGAAAUUAUUUGGAAGAAUGGCUAAUGAACACGGAAACGAUGAAAAGAAUAAGAAAAGAAAAAAGAAACGAUCCCACGCGCAGAUGGCAAAAAAGUUUGCCCGGCAAAGAAAUCAUGGAUCGGAUGUCGAUGCUGACACUUAUCAAUACAUGGUGCGUAUUUUCGAGCUGAUGAAGGGCGACUUUUCCACUGCCGAAGAGAAACUGAUUUUUGCAAAUAACGUGUACGAACAAACGAUAGGCCACGAAGUCGAAUAUGCUCGAAAUCAGCUCGGAUCAAGAAUACUGGAUUCGCUAUUGAAAUACGCGAACCUGGAAACGAUUCAGAGGUUAGUCGACGCUUUAUCCGGAUCGAAUUUAAGGCCGCUCAGCAGCGAUAGAUUCGCUAGUCACGUUUUGCAAAAAAUCGUAGUGAUUUGUGCCGAUAGAGGAAACGAAAGGGUGUCCGUGGAAUCGAACAAGGAAGAAAGCAAGGAUGCGAGCGUUAAAGUUGAGGAAUCCGAGAUCGCUUCUUACAACAAUAUCGUAUUGAAAUUAUGCAGGUAUUUCAUAAACAACAUGGAGGAAUUUGUGUUCGAUACGUACGCGAAUCAUCUUCUGAGGACCGUGAUCGAGUGUCUUAGCGGACUAAUCGACAAGCCCGACGAUAGUAACAAAAAGAAAUUAACGUUUGGGAAAAGGCGACCAGUUGUGCAAGAGUACAAAGAUCUGUUGUCGCAGACUUGCAAUAGAUUACUUGGAUGGCCACGGUUACUCGAGUUUGGCCAAGACGAACUUACGUCCGGAUUAUUGCAAAGCGUUUUGUACUCCUUAAAGGAUGUUUAUCCCGAGAUGCUAGAACUGUACGUUCAAAAAAUUACAAAGGAAUGCUUUAAACCUGGUAAGGAGCAGCAGUUGUCGAAUAUUUUCGACGCGGAAUGUUCUGUAAGGUUACUAGAGGCUUGUUUAGCCACAGCGGAACCAAAGUCUUUGUAUAAAAUUUACCAAGACUACUUUCAAGGCAACUUGAAAUCGUUAUCUCUCGAGCAGAACACAAAUUUUAGCGUGCAAAGGCUGCUGGAUCAUUGCGCUGUGAAGGAAGAUUUCGAAAAAAUCUUCGAGGAGAUCUCUGCCUGUUUCCCGGAAAUUCUCGAAAAGGGAUUUACCGGAGUGUUGGUAAGCGCGGGAAACGCGUGUUUGAAGUUGCAAGUGAAGCAAGGUGCGUUUGUGACGGAACUUUUAAGGACGCUUGGUUGCGAGACGAACGAAAAGCAGCGUGAAAUCGUAGCGUGUUUAGCUAGUCUAAAAACGUUGGAACAGCUGGAAAGUUUACGAAAAAAAGAUGAUUCCUAUCCGGUUAUCUGUUUACACGGGAGCUUGAUCAUUCAGACUAUUUUGAAUUUCAAUAAACCCAUCAAAAUUGUAAACUCGUUGCUGGAGAUGAACGAGGAGGAACUAACACGAAUACUGGAAGAUCCUAAAGGGAGUCGUAUCGUGGAUGCAUUUAUGGAGAGCAAGUUCAUAGGUGAGAAGAGCAGAGAAAAAUUGGCGAAGAAAUUCAAAGGAUACUGGGCACAAAUGGCAUCCACCACCCACGGUUCCAGAUGUUUGGAUAAGAUGUGGCAGUGGGCUCGUAUAAAUCAGAGAACUUUGAUUAUGGAAGAGUUGGCAGCAGUCGGAGAAUCUUUGCGAUCCACGAAAUCUGGACAAAUAAUCUCCAAUAAACUGAACGUGCCGUUAUUUGCCAGGAACAAGAAAGACUGGACGGAGUCUCUGGGAAAAGAAGAGAAAACGAAAGCUCUUUUCGCGGGUAUAAUAGGUGAAUCUGUAAAGAAGAAGAAAUGACGCGUUUCUCAAUGAAAAACGAGUAUAAAUUUCACAUAAUUUGCGUUAAAUAAACGUUGAAUAUAA
Messenger RNA from Osmia bicornis bicornis, 2126 nucleotides. RefSeq names its product nucleolar protein 9. NCBI's taxonomy places the organism in Eukaryota, Metazoa, Arthropoda, Insecta, Hymenoptera, Megachilidae. Bases 255 to 2060 code for a protein of 601 amino acids. The record is from RefSeq and is a predicted model, not a curated record. The transcript has a single exon. Gene Ontology annotation, molecular function: RNA binding. Gene Ontology annotation, cellular component: 90S preribosome; nucleolus; preribosome, small subunit precursor. Gene Ontology annotation, biological process: endonucleolytic cleavage in 5'-ETS of tricistronic rRNA transcript (SSU-rRNA, 5.8S rRNA, LSU-rRNA); ribosomal small subunit export from nucleus; endonucleolytic cleavage to generate mature 5'-end of SSU-rRNA from (SSU-rRNA, 5.8S rRNA, LSU-rRNA).